Messenger RNA from Camellia sinensis, 3239 nucleotides. Its product is annotated as receptor-like protein EIX2. Gene Ontology annotation, molecular function: protein binding. Lineage: Eukaryota; Viridiplantae; Streptophyta; Magnoliopsida; Ericales; Theaceae. The record is from RefSeq and is a predicted model, not a curated record.
UCGACACUCAGAAGCUAUGGGCACAACCUCUAGUGCUCUUGUAAUGUUAUUUGCUCUUUUUUUCAUUGUAAGACUUGAGUUCAUUUGUAAUAGUACAAAUUCAAAUGUGAGUUGCAUAGCGAGUGAGCGAGAAGCUCUUAUGAAAAUCAAAGGAAAUCUCACAGAUGAAGCAAACCGUUUAUCUUCAUGGGUUGGAAAGGACUGUUGCACGUGGAAGGGAGUUGGUUGUAGCAAUAAAACAGGCCAUGUUGUGAAGCUUGAUCUGCAAAAUCCAAAUUUCAAAAUGAACAAAUUGCGUGGUCAGAUAAGUCCUUCCUUACUCGAUUUGAAUCAUUUGCAUUACCUAGACUUGAGCUGGAACGAUAUACAAAUUUCUAAUUCCUUAGGAUCUUUGAAAAGCUUGAGAUACCUUGACCUCUCUUGCUCAUUUUUGACUGCAACGAUUCCUCAUCAUCUGGGAAAUCUUUCAAGGUUGCAGUAUCUCAACCUUAGCAAUAAUGAUUUACGUGGUCCAAUUCCUGAUACACUUGGAAGGUUGACCUCUCUCACAGUCCUUGACCUUUCAAGAAACAACUUCAAUGAUUCAAUGUUGUAUUCUGUGUGUAACCUGAGCAGUCUUGUCCAUAUAGAUCUUAGCGAUACUAGACAUACAGGUGCAAUCCCCCAUUGCCUUGGGAAUCUUGCUUCUCUUUCCAUCCUCAGGUUGAAUUCAAAUUAUCUUCAAGGCCCAAUUCCAAGUGAGAUGGGACAUCUGACACAACUUACAGAGCUUGACCUCUCUUACAAUGCGUUUGAAGGUAAAAUACCAAACUCCAUGAGGAACCUCUGCAACUUGCGUGUAUUGGAUUUGUCCAAUAACAAAUUCACUGGAAAGCUUUCAACUUCUGUUGGAAGUCCAUUUGGUUGCAUCCAUAAUAGUUUGGAAGAUUUGUCUCUUUUUUCAAAUAAGUUGAGUGGUGGUCUGCCAAACCAUUUGGGAGAGUUUAAGAAUCUAGUGAGGCUUAUUAUUGGAUGGAAUUCAUUUUAUGGUCCGCUGCCAUCAUCACUCGGAAGACUAUCAUAUUUGAGAGUGUUAGAUACUGGAGACAAUCAAUUGAAUGGGAGCAUUCCAGUUAGUCUUGGACAACUUUCAAAACUAGAAUAUCUAGAUUUGUCACACAAUUCAUUUGUUGGCACCGUAUUUGAACUUCACUUCGCCAAACUCAAUAGUUUAUAUGAAUUGUACUUGCAUUCAAAUUCAUUAGUUUUAAAUGUGACCUCCCAAUGGGUUCCUCCCUUUCAACUCCAAGUCAUACAAUUGGCAUCCAUCAAAGUAGGACCCCAAUUUCCUCAAUGGCUGAAAACACAAAAAAAUGUUACAGAGUUAGACAUGUCUAAUGCAAGCAUCUCAGUUCUCAUCCCAGACUGGUUUGAGAGUAUUUAUUGUAGCAUUAUACACUUGAAUCUUUCCAACAACCAGAUCAAAGGAAAGGUGCCAAUAUUUCAAAAAUGUAAAUAUAGAUAUAGUGCUUAUGAUAAAUGGUUACUAUUGAGUUCUAACAGAUUUGAGGGCCCAUUAACACCGCUUCCUUCACAUGUUUAUUUCUUAGAUCUAUCCAACAACUCUCUUUCAGGACCUAUUACUGUGAGUGAUGAUACUGCGAUGAUGAGCCUCACAUUUCUUGUUCUCUCAAAUAACCAUUUGACUGGUGUCAUUCCAGUGUCUUUGUGCAGUGCAAAGCAAAUAAGUCUUAUUGAUUUCUCAAACAAUCAGUUAUCAGGAAAAAUUCCUCCUUGCUUGGGGCAGUUGGAUCAGUUGUCGGUGCUAGAUUUGACGAAUAAUAGUCUAUAUGGUGAAAUUCCAAGUUCAUUGGGUUCCCUACAAUUUCUUAAUUCCUUGCACUUGCGUAACAAUAAGUUUUAUGGGAAGCUUCCUUUGUCCUUACACAAUUUGACAGAUCUGUUCACCAUUGAUCUAGGUGAAAAUGUGUUCACUGAUAAUAUCCCUCCAUGGAUUGGAUAUAACCUAACUAAUCUUCAAUUUCUCAAUCUUCAAUCAAAUCAUUUCUAUGGUGAUAUUCCUCCACAGCUCUGUCAUCUCCAAAAUUUGCAAUUGUUGAACUUGGCACAAAAUAACAUAUCGGGAAAUAUCCCUCGUUGUUUUGGCAACUUCACUGCCAUGGUUGCACUAGAUUCUGAGUACAUUUUCAAUCCAACUGACAAUUAUUUUGUUGGAGGAACUUAUUAUGGAGAGAACAUUUUGGAUUCAAUGAAAGGAAGAGAACUGGAAUACACCAAGACACUCAAAUUUCUCAUCUCCAUGGACCUUUCGAACAAUGGCAUUGUUGGAGAGAUUCCAGAAGAGUUAAUGGAUCUUUCUGGGUUGCUUAACUUGAAUUUAUCUGGAAAUCAUCUAAAAGGAAGGAUCCCUAAUAAUAUUGGCAAUUUGACACAAUUGGAAUCUCUUGAUUUGUCUCAAAACAAACUUUCUGGCCCCAUUCCUCCAAGUCUGUCUAGUUUAAGCUACCUAGGUCAUUUGAACAUGUCAUUCAAUAAUUUAUCAGGGCGAAUACCAACGGGAAAUCAACUUCAAACUCUCGACGAUCCUUCCAUUUAUAUAGGCAACGAUGAUGGCCUUUGUGGUGCACCACUAAACAGCUGCCUCGAUGAUAAAUCAUCUGAUGGUGAUCACAAACAUGUUGAUGAGAGUAAAGUCGCAGAUGAAACUGAUUUUUUGUGGUUCUACACUGGCAUUGGACCUGGUUUCUUGGUUGGGUUCUUGGGGGUCUGUGGCACUCUGAAUUUCAAGGAGUCUUGGAGGCAUGCAUACUUCCAGUUCAUCGAAAACAACUACAAUUGGAUAUCAGUAACCAUAGCAAUCAAGUUUGCUCAGCUAAGGAGGAAAUUCAACAAAGGAAAAUUUGGAAGAUGAAUUUAUCUCCCAAUUGGGUCUUAUAUUCAGCUGGAGAAAGGACCCUCAGAGGAAGCAGCAUUGAGAUCAUGUUAUGAAUUUUCUUGAGUUGUUGGAAAGAAAUAAGUUUGAAUAAUUCUAUAGUUCUAGUAUAUAUGUUGAUGGGGUUUGAUGAUUUUGUGUCUUUUGUAAAAUAUUCUAAAGUAAGUCUUUCCUUGGAUAAAUGAUUUGUGAACUAUCAUAUUGUCCAGAAUAUGUUAUAUAGACUGUGUUUUGCAUAUAUAUGUAUUCUCCUUUUAUUGGUGAAUUCUAUGAUUUUUGCCAAUUGAGGCCAUGGAUUCUAGUUUUA